Molecule: messenger RNA, 741 nt
Organism: Prorocentrum cordatum
Lineage: Eukaryota; Dinophyceae; Prorocentrales; Prorocentraceae
Source: the annotation of a GenBank genome assembly
AUGGCCGCCGUCAGCUCCCUGGUCCUCUUCGCCCUGGCCUCUGCCGGCGCCGCCCUGCAGGUCCAGGACGUGGGCGUACAGCACAACCUGACCGUCUGCAACGCCUACGCGGAAAACAAGCCCCUCAGCGUCUACACCGUCAACCAGAAGGCGAAGCUCACAGAGGAGCCCCUGCAGUACAAGGCGUGCAAGGAAAUCGUCCUCGAGCUGGCGGAUAGCGAAAGAAUUGACUUUAAGUUGGGGGGGCUCAGCGUGGGCACGUUCCACGUCGGCAACCUCCCCUUCGCCCCCACGUCGCUGCUGCUGGUCCCGUACCGCAAGGGCAACAGCACCAUGGCGGCCACUUUCUACUCCCACGCGUUCUCGGUCGCGCAGGAGAACUCGCAGCUCGCGGUCGUCGACGCGUACGACGGCAGCGCGCAGGGCGCCCUGAAGAUCGCGCAGGGCAAGGGCCGCGGCAAGGAGUCGGCGCAGCUGAAGCCCGGCACGGCCGUGAGCCUCGCGCCGGGGGCCUACCAGGUCAGCCUGGACGACUCGAGUGGCAAGAGCGUGAAGUCGGUCGCGCUGUCUGCCGCCGACGGCGGCAAGCACGUGGUCAUGCGCGUGGGCGGCAGCGACGGCAUUCCCCAGGAGCUCGUGGUCUUCUCCGGCGAGUCCUCCGAGCGCAGCGGCGCCUCCCCGGCCGCCGGCUCCGCCUUCCUCGCGGCGGCCGUGGCGGUGUGCGCCGCCCUGCUGGCGUGA